Jaculus jaculus (lesser Egyptian jerboa) is the source of this 479-nucleotide messenger RNA. RefSeq names its product histone H2A.Z-like. Gene Ontology annotation, molecular function: protein heterodimerization activity; DNA binding; structural constituent of chromatin. Lineage: Eukaryota; Metazoa; Chordata; Mammalia; Rodentia; Dipodidae. The record is from RefSeq and is a predicted model, not a curated record. The transcript has a single exon. Gene Ontology annotation, cellular component: nucleosome. The coding region runs from base 1 to 387 and encodes 128 amino acids.
AUGGCUGGUGGCAAACCUGGAAAGGACUCGGGAAAGGCCAAGACAAAGGCGAUUUCCCACUCGCAGCGAGCCGGCUUGCAGUUCCCUGUGGGUGAUACCCAUCGACACCGGAAAUCUAGGACAACCAGCCAUGGACGUGUGGGCGCCACUGCCGCUGUGUACAGCGCUGCCAACCUGGAGUACCUCACCGCACAGGUACUUGAAUUGGCAGGAAAUGCCUCAAAAGACUUGAAGGUAAAACGUAUCACACCCCGUCACUUGCAACUUGCUAUUCGUGGAGAUGAAGAAUUGGACUCUCUGAUCAAGGUUACAAUUGCUGGUGGUGAUGUCAUUCCACACAUCCACAAAUCUCUCAUUGGGAAGAAAAGACAACAGAAGACUGUCUAAAGGAUGCCUGGAUUCCUCAUUAUCUCAGGGCUCUAAGUACUAUUAAUAGCUGUCCAGUGUUGGUGAUUCCAGUGGACUGUAUCUCUGUGAAA